AUGGGUGACGAACAGUCAAUCCGGGCCUUUGGCCCAGCUCGUUCCACCGUCAGGGGCUCUCCAUUGAGUGCAUCUGACUUGUCCCUAUACAAUGACUAUUUCAAGGCCAGUUGCUACCUGGCGCUUGGUAUGAUUUAUCUGCGAGAUAAUCCACUGCUUCGCGAGCCUUUGAAAAGAGAACACUUGAAGCUUCGGCUGCUCGGACACUUUGGAUCUGCUCCUGGCCAGAUCUUCACCUAUAUGCACUUCAACCGCCUCAUCAACAAGUACGACUUGGAUGCCUACUUUGUGUCAGGUCCCGGACACGGCGCACCAGCUGUGCUGUCACAGUCAUAUCUCGAAGGCGUUUACUCCGAGGUCUAUCCUGAAAAGUCUCUAGACCUUCAAGGUGUCCAAAAGUUCUUCAAAUACUUUUCCUUCCCCGGGGGUAUUGGAUCCCACGCAACCCCAGAAACCCCGGGUUCCAUCCACGAGGGAGGUGAGUUGGGGUACUCAAUUUCCCACGCCUUCGGCUCGGUUUUUGACCACCCGAACCUGAUCGCCCUCACCAUGGUUGGUGAUGGUGAGGCCGAGACUGGCCCUCUGGCCACAUCCUGGCACUCAAACAAGUUCCUAAACCCGAUUACCGACGGGGCCGUUUUGCCCAUCUUGCACCUCAAUGGCUACAAGAUCAACAAUCCCACCAUUCUUGCUCGUAUUUCUCAUGAUGAGUUGAAGAGCCUGUUUGUCGGAUAUGGGUGGGAGCCCUUCUUCGUCGAGGGCGACGAGUUGGACAGUAUGCAUCAGGCCAUGGCCGCCACCCUGGAACACUGUGUUGGGCUUAUCAAGAACUACCAGAAGAACGCUAGAGAUGGCGGCAAGGCCUACCGCCCCCGAUGGCCCAUGGUUGUGCUCAGAACGCCCAAGGGAUGGACUGCCCCUCGCAAAGUUGAUGAUAACUAUCUCGAGGGUUUCUGGCGAGCCCAUCAGGUUCCCAUCACCGAUGCCAACACCAACGCCGAGCAUAUGAAAGUCCUUGAAGACUGGAUGCGCAGCUACGAACCCGACAGACUUUUCGAUGAAAACGGUGCCCCAAUCGCCGCAUUGCGAACUCUUUGCCCCAAGGGCCAACGCCGCAUGAGCGCCAACCCGGUAACCAACGGCGGCCUCAUCAAGAAACCACUCAAAAUGCCCGAUUUCAGAAAUUACGCCAUCAUGGUCGACCAGCCAGGAGCUACAAUGACAGGAAGCAUGGCCAACUUUGCGGGUUUUUUGAGAGACAUUAUAGCUCAGAAUCGCCACAACUUCCGACUUUUCGGUCCAGAUGAAACUGAGUCAAACAAACUAGCUCGCGUUUACGAAGCCGGCAAGAAGGUAUGGAUGGGAGACUAUUUCGAGGAGGACGCCAAUGGUGGCAACCUCUCCAUGGCCGGAAGGGUUAUGGAGAUGCUCUCUGAGCACACUUGUGAGGGUUGGCUUGAAGGCUAUAUUCUUAGUGGUCGCCAUGGCUUGUUGAACAGCUACGAACCCUUUAUCCACGUUAUUGACUCCAUGGUCAACCAGCAUUGCAAGUGGAUCGAAAAAUGCCUCGAGGUCGAGUGGCGAGUCAAGGUUUCCUCGCUCAACAUUCUUCUCACAGCUCUUGUUUGGAGACAGGACCACAAUGGUUUCACUCACCAGGAUCCGGGCUUUCUGGAUGUGAUAGCAAACAAGAGUCCUGAAGUUGUCCGAAUAUACUUGCCGCCGGAUGGCAACUGCCUGUUGUCUGUGAUGGAUCAUUGCUUCAAAUCCAACAAUUACGUCAACGUCAUUGUCGCAGACAAGCAGGACCAUCUCCAGUUCUUGGACAUGGACAGCGCAGUCCAGCACUGCACCAAGGGCAUCGGCAUCUGGCCCAAGUUCAGCUCUGAUACUGGGAAGGAGCCGGAUCUCAUCAUGGCCUCGUGUGGCGACAUAAGCACUCAAGAAUCGCUUGCGGCGACUGACCUCCUGCUCAACUACUUUCCCGAUCUCAAGAUCCGGUUCGUUAACGUGGUCGAUCUUUUCAAGCUCAUCCACCCAUCCGACCAUCCCCACGGGCUCAACGACGUCGAAUGGUUGAGCUUGUUCACUGACAACACGCCCAUCAUCUUCAACUUCCACAGCUACCCAUGGAUGGUCCACCGACUUACUUAUAAGCGACCGGGCAGUCAUCACCUGCAUGUCCGCGGCUACCGCGAAAAGGGCAACAUUGACACGCCGCUGGAGCUUGCCAUCCGCAACCAGACUGAUCGAUUCAGCCUUGCCAUAGCCGCCAUUGACCGCCUGCCUGAGCUACGUAAUCGUGGCGCCGCAGCCAGGCAGACCUUGUUGGAUGAGCAGAUAUCUGCACGGAACGAAGCCUUUGAGAUGGGCAUGGACCCGCCCGCUCUGACCAAGUGGACUUGGCAUCGAGAUGGGUUGUGGAUGAAGGCGACUGAAAGGGCUGCCUCGCACGCUGCUAAGUGA
Messenger RNA from Ustilaginoidea virens, 2466 nucleotides. RefSeq lists its product as uncharacterized. The record is from RefSeq and is a predicted model, not a curated record. NCBI's taxonomy places the organism in Eukaryota, Fungi, Ascomycota, Sordariomycetes, Hypocreales, Clavicipitaceae. Gene Ontology annotation, biological process: carbohydrate metabolic process. Gene Ontology annotation, molecular function: aldehyde-lyase activity. The coding region runs from base 1 to 2466 and encodes 821 amino acids. The transcript is spliced from 3 exons.